GGUUGCUCUCGCCAAGAAGUCGUUCCUAGUUUCCUAUCUAGAUCGUCCCAAGUUUCCAGUUUUGUUUUGAUUGCAUGUGAUUCAGCUCUCGAUAUCUUCUUUCUCUCUUUCUUUGGUUGACGAUUAAGCGACUGAAUCCAUCACUAAAGGCUGUAAAAUCAUGGCUUCCUUCAGCAGUGUGUCUAAAAAUAGCUUCACAUGUUCCAUAUGUCUGGACGUGUUCACUGACCCUGUAACCACUUCCUGUGGCCACAACUUCUGCAUGGUCUGCAUCAGGAGCCACAGAGACCACAGUCCAUGCCCAAGGUGUCCACUGUGUGGGAGGGAAUUGGACUCAAAACAAGAUCUUAACAUAAACAGAACCAUUAAAGAAAUUGCAGAGGACAUCAAAAGGAAACGUGUCCAGGGGGAGCCUCAAGUGUCCUGUGACAGUUGCCCACAGAAAAAAAUGCGGUUUGCUAUUAAGUCAUGCUUACACUGUGGAACAUCUUUCUGCGAGUCUCACUUGGAGCCCCAUAAAACUGCAGAAAAACUCAGGAAACACAAACUAAUUAACCCUGUGAAGAAUCUUGAAGAACACAUUUGCAAGAAUCAUGAAAGACCUCUGGAUCUUUACUGUAGAGAUGAUCAGACGGCCAUCUGUCAGUUCUGCACCGAGAGUGACCACAAGACUCAUAAUACUGUUCCUCUGGAGAAGGAGAGUUCGAAAUUGCUGAUGAAUAAAAAGAGUGUGGUGCAGCAGAAAAUUCAGGACAAGUUGCGGAAGAUAAAAGAAAUUAAACAUUCUUUGAGGUUUAACAAACAAGCCAAUGAGAAGGAGACUGAAGAGAACAUCAAGUUUUUUAAGGACGUUUUUGACAGAAGCAAUACGGAGUUACUUGAGCUCACAGAGAAAAAUCAUAAAGAAACAGAAAGACGAGGAGAACAGCUCAUCAGAGAGCUAGAUGAAGAGAUCGUGGAGCUAAAGAAAAGACAAACUGAGCUGGAGAAGCUGUCGCGUCCAAUGGAUUUUACACAAAUUAUUAGCCUCCUGCGAAACCCCAAAUAUACCAGCCGCUCGAAAACCAUCAGCAUUAGCACUCUUGAACAUGGAGGUAUUCUGAGGAAGACCAUAUCUAAUCUUCAGAGCAUCCUGGAUGAGAAAAUGAGAGAAACUGUUGGCAGAGAGCUGCGGAGUAUAAAACAUUAUGCAGUGGAUGUGACACUUGACCCUGACACGGCUCAUCCUGAGCUCAUGCUGUCUGACGAUGGGAAAAAAGUUUGGAAUACAGGCAAGUCAAAGAAGAUUCCUGACACCCCAAAAAGGUUUGAUUUUUGCUCAUGUGUCUUAGGAAAGGAGGGGUUCUCCUCACAGAAAUUUUACUAUGAGGUUCAAGUCAGUGGUAUGGAGUGGGAUUUAGGUGUGGCAGAAGAAUCCAUUGAAAGAAAAGGGGAAAUUGGGCUCACCCCAGAGAAAGGAUAUUGGACUAUAUGGCUGAGGAACAGGGAUGAGUAUGCAGCGAAUGAUUGCACCCCUGUCCCUCUCACCUUGAGAGAGAAGCCAGUGAAAGUGGGAGUGUUUGUGGAUUUUGAGGAGGGUUUGGUCUCUUUUUAUGAUGUUGAAGCCAGGUAUCAUAUCUAUUCUUUCACUGGACAGUCUUUUCCUGGAAAGCUCUAUCCGUAUUUCAUGUCUGAAGAAUGUGAGAAUGGGCAGAACUCCGAUCCUCUGAUCAUUACACCUGUUGACUCAGUCGAAUAAAUCAUUUUUUAAAAGAACUGUUCAAAUGAAUUGUUAUGAGUCUUUGCAGUCUUAACCCUCUCAGACCUAAAUGAUGUUA
Messenger RNA from Carassius carassius (crucian carp), 1817 nucleotides. RefSeq names its product E3 ubiquitin-protein ligase TRIM39-like. Bases 161 to 1738 code for a protein of 525 amino acids. The record is from RefSeq and is a predicted model, not a curated record. The transcript is spliced from 7 exons. Lineage: Eukaryota; Metazoa; Chordata; Actinopteri; Cypriniformes; Cyprinidae. Gene Ontology annotation, molecular function: zinc ion binding; protein binding.